This is a messenger RNA of Xenopus laevis (African clawed frog), 2099 nucleotides long. RefSeq lists its product as uncharacterized. The record is from RefSeq and is a predicted model, not a curated record. The transcript has 22 exons. Bases 128 to 1690 code for a protein of 520 amino acids. Lineage: Eukaryota; Metazoa; Chordata; Amphibia; Anura; Pipidae.
GGGGCGGGUUCUCUAUUCUCUUUCAGUUUCUCUUCGCAUUGCAGGCAGCAGGGUUGACUCCAGUGUCUUCGUAUUGAGUUCAGUUUAUGAAACAGGAAGUGCAGUUGGUGUUGGAUAACGAUUUGCAAUGGCCUUUCCAACGUUCGAGCCCACAACAUCAGAAUCAUACUAUUGUGCACAUUCUCCUUACCUCGGGAUACGAAGCUUGUUCGAGUUAAUAAGACAACUCGAGUUACAAAGACAACUCGAGUUACAAAGACAAAUCGUGUUACAAAGACAACUCGAAAGGAAAAGGCUCUUUGCUGAGUUAUUCGGAAAGGACAGUGUCGACAAUUAUCCACCCUUAAUAUUAAGCAGAAGAGCCCUGCCUGAGGGACGCCAGCUGGGUGACAGUAACAAGACUCUCUCUGUACCCAGUAAGGACACAGGAUGGGGAGAUCCACUGAAUCCAGACAGGAAGCAGAUUAUAAACUCAAGCAAAGGUAAGGCUGAAAUUUGUGGAGGAAUUUGGAAACCUACUCAUCAAAAGGAAGAAAAUUCUGAAAUUUGUGGAGGAAUUUGGAAACCUACUCAUCAAAAGGAAGAAAAUUCUGAAAUUUGUGGAGGAAUUUGGAAACCUACUCAUCAAAAGGAAGAAAAUUCUGAAAUUUGUGGAGGAAUUUGGAAACCUACUCAUCAAAAGGAAGAAAAUUGGGACAGAAACAUCGAGUAUAAUCAGGGGUUUACUGAUCAAGCGGAAGAAAAGAGCCAACAGACAAUAACCAAAAGAAAAUUCACCAAAUUUUCAAUGAAAUCCCAGUUUAAAGAUACCAAUGUGAUAAUAAAUAAACUAAAGGAUUUUUUCUUUCUGAUGAAUGAAAUUACAUGGAUUCUAUGUGUUCUCAUUGCAACUUCACAAGUAGUAGUUGCUGAAACUGCCCUCACAAAGACACUGUCAGUUCCUGUGUCUUCUGAUAUCGAGCUCUGUGGUCUGACAUGUGAGACAAGUGGCAUGUACACCCUGGACCGUGAAUUUGGUGUCCCAAUUCUGGAUUAUUUUUGCCCUGAAAAAUCCAUUAACUUCCAUGACUGGAACAGAGAGCGCCUGCAAGUAAAUGUAUCCACUGGCUGUUGCAUCAUCAAAAAUGCUCUGAAGAGUGAUACUGGUAACUACGAGUUGAUGUUUCAAGGAACAAAAAAGGAAAUUUGGGUCCAGAAAACAUCAUGCUUAGUAAUAGACCCAAUCUCUGCAUGUAUCAUAACCACCGAAUACAGUGAUUCUGGGGAGACAUAUCUGAGAGUUUUCUACAGUGGGGAAGAGGCCACAGUUCUGUGGACAUGGAACGGAGGAGCCCUGCCUGAGAGACACCAGCUGAGUGACAGUAACAAGACUCUCACUGUACCCAGUACUGACACUGGCACAUUCACUGUCCUUGUCUCCAACCCAGUCAGUCACACCAGCACUCACUAUAACCUCACACUCCCAGAAUCGCGUUCCAGGUUGAGAAUUGGACUUUGUGCUGCACUGUCAAUAGUCACUGGUAUGGCUAUCAUAGCUCUCAAGGGCCCGGCAAGGUACAAGUUUGAACGGAUGAAACAGAAUAACACAGCAAAUAAAAAUUCAGCAACGGCUGAUAACCUUGUGAGCCAAGAUUCCUUCAUGGUUUCAGAUGACGUUUCAUUUAAGGAAAAAGCUGAAAUGUGUGUGUGAUUUACCUAGGAGAAGACCUGCUGAUCUCAAUACAUUUGAUUAAUUCUUCAUACCUGCACUGAAGCUUUUCAUAAAUAAUUACUAGAUCAUAUAGGUAACAUAAGUAAGUUCAUAUAAGUGUGUGCCUCUCUGUAUCUUUUUAUUGCCACUCCUAUAAUCACUCAUGUUUAGAGCAUGUUGAACGUGAAUAAGAGAAAUAUAGGACAUCUUCUAGGUUGGGCACUAAUAAGCACAGAGAUGAUAGGAUUAACACUGUAGGAUAGGAGUAAAAUUGGAAUUACUAAUAAGAUUGAAUAGGUGAUUAUAUAUAUAUAUAAUGAUUAGAUAUCUCUUGUGUUUUACUUAUAUUUACUUUCCUACCCUGUUUAUCUGUAUUUACUUAUAUCAGAAUAAAAUUUCUUGAGCAUCA